CAGCUGAUCCUGAGCGGACUCGUGUCUGAUUCGCAUACGCGGACGCGACAAACCAAACCGGCGCGCGCCGCCUAGAGUUAUAGGCUCCGCCUACGCGCGCUGAGCCGACCAAUGUCUGCACCCGCAGACGUGGACGCGCCUACUAGCGUGUACGCGCAUGAGCCAAGAUCUCUGGACUUUCUUUGCUGGAACACGAACGUAAGUAUAGAUUUAUUGAUUUAUUGCUACAUUCGCAGUUAAGAUCAGCCUUUGUGUUUCCAUCAUCAUUUAUGUAUGAUUGUAAUGACGUUGUUUGAUAUUAGGACUAGCAGUAAAACUUUAUAUUCUGUAAAAAAAGGCUGUUUUAUUUCCAGCGCCGCCUCCCAGAAUGCUUUGCAUGGGGACGUGCGUCUGACGUCACGUAUACAGAAAAUUCGAAAUGGCUGCACGCGGUAGGUGAGGCCCGAGCAAAGAAAAGUGGAAAAGAGUGUUAUUCGUCAAAAAACCCACACAACGACGGUCAUUUUUUCGCCGUGCUAUUGUAAAAUUGUCUUUUAUCUGUGUUUUGUGUUCCGGGGGACCCCGACUCCAGAAUGUGAAAGCCGUGGAGCUCAAGAUCCUGUUUACUGUGGACUAGCUGUGUGUGACGCCAUGUUGUUUUUGUUUCCAUUACCAAAAAAAAGCUCCACCGUCUCGCAGAGUGCCAGCAAGAGUCAUGAGUACUUGUCAACUCGACUCCUCAACUGGAGAUAACUUUCUAGCACCUCACCAUGGGGAAGGAUGUAUUCAUAUGCCUUCACCAGCACAUGCAUUAAAUAUGCAGAGAGUUACACAAGUUCUUACCACCUUGGGGCACCAUUCAGGGUGCCUUUUCAUCUGAUUACAUUUAUAAUGAACAGGGACAUUGCGGUUGUCCCAAGUGGAUGGUAUGAUGAUAGGAUGGUUUUCUGGCCCAGCUUUAAAAACACCGACAGAAUUGAAAGGGCCGCUUUAAAUGAGGAGCAGCAUGAGCCAAACUGGCCAAGAUUUGACGUUUCUGUUGUCCGAACUUGUGACAACUACAAAGACGCAUUAAAAAUAAUGCAACAAUAUGGAAAGGGCUGCAACACCUCAGACCUGCAAUCUGAGGCAGAGAACGAGGAGCUGCCAGAAAAAAGGAACAGGAAGCCAGUCCAUCGUCUCGGGGACUCAGAUGAUAGCGAAGAAGACCCGGGAAAUAGUGACCUCACAUCUCUGGGGUUGGCAAGCCAAUUGCACAGGCAGACUCCACCGUCUCGCCGAGUGCCAGCAAGAGUCAUGAGUACUUGUCAACUCGACUCCUCAACUGGAGAUAACUUUCUAGCACCUCACCUUGGGGAAGGACGCAUUCAUAUGCCUUCACCAGCACCUGCAUUAAACAUGCAGAGAGUUACACAAGGAACGGCAGUCCCUCCUCGACUCCCUCCACCCCCCGCACCAGCAGCCCUCAACAUGUGGCAGACAGAGGAGCCUGGAUCCAGCCUGGCCUACAGGCCAACAUGGUGAGGGGAAAGAAUGGCCGACAACAUUUCCUGCUCUGCGCCUGAGGUAAUCCACAUCCUUAGCCUGCUGGAAACUAUUAAGCACAACCAAGACCAGCUGAUUGCGAAGGUGCUGUGAGUAAAAAUGUGUUGACAAGGUCAGCCACGGACGCUGAGGUCACCAAACACGCCAUCAGGUGGUUCAGCUUGGCGGGGGAUCGGGCAAUGAGGAGACGAGUCCCGCUUCCACCUCCUCAGGAGGAAUAGAGAUGUAUAUGUAUAAAUAAACAACCUUUUAUUGGACUUCUUGUCAUUCACCAGUUAUUCAUUUUCUGAUAUGUUAGCUGUGCAUGGAGCAGCGUUUCCUUGAAGUUGUAGCCUAAUAGA
Entelurus aequoreus (snake pipefish) is the source of this 1865-nucleotide messenger RNA. RefSeq lists its product as uncharacterized. The record is from RefSeq and is a predicted model, not a curated record. Bases 760 to 1503 code for a protein of 247 amino acids. Lineage: Eukaryota; Metazoa; Chordata; Actinopteri; Syngnathiformes; Syngnathidae. The transcript has 13 exons.